Messenger RNA from Perognathus longimembris pacificus (Pacific pocket mouse), 468 nucleotides. RefSeq names its product chromobox protein homolog 3-like. Bases 1 to 468 code for a protein of 155 amino acids. NCBI's taxonomy places the organism in Eukaryota, Metazoa, Chordata, Mammalia, Rodentia, Heteromyidae. The record is from RefSeq and is a predicted model, not a curated record. The transcript has a single exon. Gene Ontology annotation, cellular component: nucleus; pericentric heterochromatin. Gene Ontology annotation, molecular function: chromatin binding. Gene Ontology annotation, biological process: negative regulation of transcription by RNA polymerase II; chromatin organization.
AUGGCCCCUAAGAAAUCUGCAAUACCAAAAGGAAGAAAGAAACAGAAUGGAAAGUCUAGAAAAGUUGAAGAAGCAGAGCCUGAGGAAUUUGAAGUGGAGAAGGUAGUGGGCCGACGUGUGCGCUAUCACCAGGUAGAAUAUCUCCUGAAAUGGAAGGGGUUUUCAGAUGCUGAGAAUACCUGGGAGCCGGAAGCAAAUUUACAUUGUGCUGACUUAAUCACGGCCUUCAUAAAUUCUGAAGAAACGGGUUUAUCUGCCAGUGAAUGUGAUGAUAAAAAUGGCUUUGCUAGGGGUCUUGAGCCUGAGCAAAUAAUCGGUGUCACAGAUAUUGGUGGAGAAUUGAUGUUCCUCAUGAAGUGGAAAAAUUUAGAUGGAGCUGAGUUGGUGCUGGCAAAAGAGGCUAAUGUUAAAUGCCCUCAAAUUGUAAUUGCUUUUUAUCAACAGAGACUAAAUUGGAAUGGAAGAUGA